Molecule: messenger RNA, 3510 nt
Organism: Tetrapisispora phaffii CBS 4417
Lineage: Eukaryota; Fungi; Ascomycota; Saccharomycetes; Saccharomycetales; Saccharomycetaceae
Gene: NUP133
Product: Nup133p
Exons: 1
Coding region: 1-3510 (1169 amino acids)
Biological process (GO): protein import into nucleus; poly(A)+ mRNA export from nucleus; transcription-dependent tethering of RNA polymerase II gene DNA at nuclear periphery
Cellular component (GO): nuclear pore outer ring
Molecular function (GO): protein binding; structural constituent of nuclear pore
Source: RefSeq, a predicted model, not a curated record
AUGGCAGGUAACGAUUCCGUGUUUCAAUUGAGGAGAGAGCUAGAGCAGAAGGUCGGCGAGGGUGUCGACGGGUUUCCUGGUAAUGUCUCUAGUUUCUCUAUGGAUACUGACGAGAAGUCAGGUACUGAUAAUUUGAUGAGUGAUCAAUUGUUUGAUGGUGGCAGGCUGUUGACAGAGAACGAGCGUUACUGCGUUCGUAGUUUGGUGCCGGACUUGUCAUCGUUGUUUAAAAGAACAGGUGCCGAUGGCACCUGUUCUUUUACGCAGGAUCGACUGCAACAGCAUGGAGCGCAACAACUGAAAUCCGAAUACUAUGGGUUCGUAGAUACACGUUCGCAGAAAGCUUUAUGCGCGGACAAAGACAAUUUAUACAUAUGGGACUACAAUUCAAAACUAAGGGACACGCCAUUCGGCAAGAUCCCCUUGCAUGACGAGAAUACAGUUUCGAGCGCAGUUCCAAUCUGUCUUUUGACAUGUCCCGUAGCCAUUGACAAUGUCUCUCCGUUGCAAGUCGCAUCGGCCCCAUGCUUGGACAGUCACGAAAUCGAUAGCACUGCUGAUAUAGAAAAUGGCCUUUGCACAAUAAAUAGGAACAAUGGACAUCUGCAAUACUACGAAGAUUUGAACUCAGUCAAUAAUUUGUACUCGAAACUGUCGCUCAAUAAAGCACACUCUUUGGAUUUGAAAUUGAGGGAUAAAGAACUCGUUACAAAAGCAAUCAAUUGCGAACCCGCUGGAAUCAUUGUUGCAACUUCGUUUGGAAGACUGUUGUUUGUCUCCAUCAGAGACUCAACGGGGAUGACUUGUGUAAAAUUACAAAAACAAUUGAUAAAACCACAGAUUGGCUUUCUGUUUAGUACUUUUAAUAGUGCAAAGGAAAUCGUCUCGUUGAAGGCAGGCCCAAUUAUUGGCAAGGGGGAAAUCCUGGUAUAUGUUGCCACCAAAGGUGGAGACUUCCAGAUCUGGCAGAUCUCUCUGUUCUCGAGCCCUUUCAAGAGAAUAGACGUCAACAUUUACGAGCACAUUUUGGAAUCUUUGCAAGAUUUAUAUCCAUUUGCACAUGGAACUUUGGAAAUUCUAGAUUCUCAUCCUUUGUUUGCGGAUACUUCUUCCACUCAUCUAGUAUUGUCAUCCAUUUCAAAAGGUGACCAAGUAUAUUAUAUUCUCUCAACAAUAGUGGUCGAUGAAGCUUCUAAAAGUUUCAAUAUUUUCUCAACGUAUAAAAUUUCAACAUAUUUUUCAUCGUUCGACGAAGAAAACAAACCAAAACUAUGCAUCCCAACUGCAUUAUCAGAUUCAAUAAAACUUUAUAGCUCAAUUUGCAUCCUGUUCAAAGAUGCUGUCGUGUUAACUAAAGUAAGUUCAAAAUUAGAUUCAAACUACAUCCUUAGAAAAAAAUGGGAAGAUGUAAUUUGCUUCAACUCAAAUUUGAAUAUCAUUGGUUCUGGUUACAGUUCGAACUCUAUUUAUAUAAUGGCUAAAGAAGAUGAUAUUAUACAAGUCACCAUUAAUGACAAGGAUGAAAAGGACUUGGAAGCAACAAGUUUUACAAAAUCACACAUCGAUCAAGCCGUUUAUUUUUCAAAUAUAUCAACAAAUCCAAUUGAAUACAAUCUACCAGAAAAUAUAGUCUUAGAGAAAGAAGAAAUAGAAAGUGACUUGCUGGAAUCAGCCAACGAAAUUUUCAAAUCAAAGGGUAAAUAUAUUCCACCUAUGCUGAAUACUGUAGAGCAACACUUACAAAUGAGAAUCAAUUUGUACAAAAACUUAUUAAACUUCGUUAAAGAUAAUUUUAAUUAUAAAAUUUCUCCAAACACUAAACUACUGUUAUUGGAAAAAUACGAAAUAAUGAACUGUGCAUCCAAACUAUUACAAUUUCAAUCAAUGAAAGAAGAUUUAUCGAAGAUUUGGAGUAGAAUCAUCACAAGUUAUGACCAGUCAUUGAAUUUAGAAAGCUUAAUAUUACACCGUUUAGAUGUUUUCCCAAUAUUAUUUUCUAAUUUACUGAAAGAACUUUCUAUAACAAGUAUUAACUCUGGAUUAAUCAAUAGUAAAUCCACUGUUAUUGAUUUAUUGAUCUCCUCAUUAUAUGAUGCCGUAUUAGAGGAUGGUGAAAAAGAUAUUAGAUAUGACAAAUUCCAAUUAGAUCCUCUAGAAAUAGGCGAGAAGAGAUCCUGGUUCUUAAACUAUGAUAUUCUCUCUUCCUUAAAUCAAUUAUUCUUUGAUUAUAAAUUUUCAUUAAAGGACACUAAUGAUUACACUAAUAAACAGUUAUUAACUCUAGUUAAAUCGUUGUAUUACAUUUCAUGGCAUGCUAAAGUAUGGUAUACAAGCCAAACUAUUAUAGAUUCUGAAAAAUGUAAUGAAAUCAAUUUAGUUUAUAACGAGAACCAUAAUAAUUGGAUUCAAGUUUUAUGUGAGCAUAAAUUACAUGAAGAUGCUUUACAACUUUCAGAAUUUUACAGAGAUUUAAAAUCACUAGUAGAAGUAUUAGAAGAGCUGGAAUUCAACGAAUUUAAACAUUUGUAUGCUCAAUAUUUUGAACAAUUUGGUGAAGAAUUUUCAUCUACUUUAUUCAAAUACUAUAUUGAUAACAAUAAACUCAAAUCCUUAUUUUUCAAUUUUCCAGAACAGCAUGAUUUGUUAAGGAAGUUCCUAUUAAGCUCUUCUGAAUAUAAUAAUGUUGCAUGGAUACAAGAAAUAUUUGAUGAAAACUACCACAGUGCAUCUGACAUAUUGAGUUCUGUUCUGAUUGAAAACAAUAAUAGUGAUUUGACAGUUGAUAAAACAAAAUUAUAUUUGAAUAUCGCAAAACUAUCUGAACUAGCAGACCCAAUGGAUAUUAAUGAAAAUAAAGUUGUCAUGAUUCAAGCUGGUAUUGACACAAUUAAUUUUCAAAAAAAAUUACAUUACCAAUUGGAGAAUAAGAGCCCAGUGAUAUGUGAUAUUUAUCAAAACAGCGAAUUUAAAGUUAUUUUCCAAAAUUUGAUUAACAAAAUAAAGAAACAACAGUACAUUUCCAUAAACGAAGCUAUUGAUAUUUAUACACUAAUGGGAGGUCUUGAUAAUUUUGUUGACGCUGUUAAAUUAUUGUCAUCUUUGAAUAAUAGUAUUGAUUAUGAAACUAAGAGAGCAUUGUAUACCACUAUUUGGCGUAGGUGUAUUUUAAGUGACAAAGAUUGGGUUCAUUUAGAUGAUUUAUCUGAGAGUGUUUUAUACAAGGUGUUAUACCAAUGUUUCAAUGAUAUAGUUGAGAAAUAUGACAUGUUAUUACCAGAGUACAAUGCUUUAAUUGAUAAUUCCAUUGUUUCUUUUGAUUAUAUCAAGCAUAUUUAUGGUAAAUACGAUGUUUCCAUAAUCUCAGUGCAAGAUGCUAUCAGUAAAGAAGUUCAUUCUAUUGAACAACUAGGGUUCAACCUAAUUGAUAAAUUAAAGACCAUUGUUGGUUCAGCAAAUAUUAAUACCAGAAGCAACGUCACUAUUAAUUAUGAAACCAUGACAAUUGCAUAA